This is a messenger RNA of Plenodomus lingam JN3, 300 nucleotides long. NCBI's taxonomy places the organism in Eukaryota, Fungi, Ascomycota, Dothideomycetes, Pleosporales, Leptosphaeriaceae. The record is from RefSeq and is a predicted model, not a curated record.
AUGGUUCGAUUCUUCCGCCACGAUGCGAAGAUCUGCAUGACUUGCUUCUGGAUGAGAGAGGUGCACAACGUCCAGACUGAGAUCGGUACGCCACUCGCGACCGUGGUGCGCGAAGAGGAAGCGGUUGCGAGGAACGAUGUAUCUACGGCUAGAUCAGCGGAUCGAGACAACUCCACAUUCAUCCUUGCUGCUGUCUCCGGGACUCCACGCUUGUCUGCUGGUGGAUUGACGUUCCACGGCUCGUCUUUCCACUUCACAGGCCGGAUACAGCUGCAUUGGGAAAAGAAGCCCCGAAUCUAA